AUGCGCCAGGCAAGCCUGUGUGUGAGGAGGAGAAGGUGUGUUCGCGCGGAGGAGAGGUGUGUGCGUGCGGAGGAGAGGUGUGUUCGCGCGGAGGAGAGGUGUGUUCGCGCGGAGGAGGAGAGGUGUGUUCGCGCGGAGGAGGAGAGGUGUGUUCGCGCGGAGGAGGAGAGGUGUGUUCGCGCGGAGGAGGAGAGGUGUGUUCGCGCGGAGGAGGAGAGGUGUGUUCGCGCGGAGGAGGAGAGGUGUGUGCGCGCGGAGGAGGAGAGGUGUGUUCGCGCGGAGGAGGAGAGGUGUGUUCGCGCGGAGGAGGAGAGGUGUGUGCGCGCGGAGGAGGAGAGGUGUGUGCGCGCGGAGGAGGAGAGGUGUGUUCGCGCGGAGGAGGAGAGGUGUGUUCGCGCGGAGGAGGAGAGGUGUGUUCGCGCGGAGGAGGAGAGGUGUGUUCGCGCGGAGGAGGAGAGGUGUGUGCGCGCGGAGGAGGAGAGGUGUGUUCGCGCGGAGGAGGAGAGGUGUGUUCGCGCGAGGAGGAGAGGUGUGUUCGCGCGGAGGAGGAGAGGUGUGUUCGCGCGGAGGAGGAGAGGUGUGUUCGCGCGGAGGAGGAGAGGUGUGUUCGCGCGGAGGAGGAGAGGUGUGUGCGCGCGGAGGAGGAGAGGUGUGUUUGCGCGGAGGAGGAGAGGUGUGUUUCGUGCGGAGGAGGAGAGGUGUGUUCGUGCGGAGGAGGAGAGGUGUGUUCGUGCGGAGGAGAGGUGUGUGCGUGCGGAGGAGGAGAGGUGUGUGCGUGCGGAGGAGGAGAGGUGUGUGCGUGCGGAGGAGGAGAGGGUGUGUGCGUGCGGAGGAGGAGAGGUGUGUGCGGAGGAGGAGAGGUGUGUGCGGAGGAGGAGAGGUGUGUGCGGAGGAGGAGAGGUGUGUGCGUGCGGAGGAGGAGAGGUGUGUGCGUGCAGAGGAGAGGUGUGUGCGGAGGAGGAGAGGUGUGUGCGUGCGGAGGAGAGGUGUGUGCGUGCGGAGGAGGAGAGGUGUGUGCGUGCGGAGGAGGAGAGGUGUGUUCGCGCGGAGGAGGAGAGGUGUGUGCGCGGAGGAGGAGAGGUGUGUGCGCGCGGAGGAGGAGAGGUGUGUGCGUGCGGAGGAGGAGAGGUGUGUGCGUGCGGAGGAGGAGAGGUGUGUGCGUGCGGAGGAGAGGUGUGUUCGCGCGGAGGAGGAGAGGUGUGUGCGGAGGAGGAGAGGUGUGUGCGUGCGGAGGAGGAGAGGUGUGUGCGCGCGGAGGAGGAGAGGUGUGUGCGUGCGGAGGAGGAGAGGUGUGUGCGCGCGGAGGAGGAGAGGUGUGUGCGCGCGGAGGAGGAGAGGUGUGUUCGCGCGGAGGAGGAGAGGUGUGUGCGCGCGGAGGAGAGGUGUGUGAGGAGGAGAAGGUGUGUGAGGAGGAGAGGUGUGUGA
This is a messenger RNA of Knipowitschia caucasica, 1425 nucleotides long. The record is from the annotation of a GenBank genome assembly. Lineage: Eukaryota; Metazoa; Chordata; Actinopteri; Gobiiformes; Gobiidae.